AUGGUGCAUAUCUUGGGAUCAGCUAAUCAGACUUAUUUUUUUCAGUCAAUGGGGAUUGAAACCCAUCAAGUAGGCCUAGUGACUAGUCAAUUAGGUCUGUGGCCUACAGGCAGUUUUUGGCUGGAUGUGACGUGUCUGUCUACUGCUCCACCGUGUGGCUGCAAUUUGCCAGUGCAGUUACGCAUCCCGGAAAUUGGUUUUACUGCGAAAAAAAUAAAGUUUGACAUGGCGUCAGUCGCAGUGCGUUUGUCUUUUCUCAGCACUGUAGCUCUUCUUAACUUUGUCUUUGUAUUUGUAACCGGCACUGACUUCGUGAGGUUCGUCUCUUUCCGAGCUAUUUACCACAACAUCACGGGCGGUUCGGUGGUAUGUCAAGAGUCUGUGCCAUGGUCUGUGGCCCUGAGGGAUAGCUCGGUGCUCAAGGCUGUAUUGGUAGAUCUAUUCCUGUUGGCUUUCUUCACUGCUCAGCACAGCCUGUUGGCAUGGGCGCCAGUGAAACAAGCCUGCCAGUCCGUCCUGGGGGUCCUUAACAGAGCCAUGUACUGUACCACAACAGCACUGGCGUUACAGGUUUUAAUGCGCUACUGGCAGCCAGUGAGUAAUGCCCCCUGCCUGUGGCUAGUGCACACUGCGCCCUGGGACGUCUGGUUCCCUCUCAUCUGUUUCACUUGCCACUUCCUGGCCUGGGCCAUCAUCUUCAGCAUACUGCUGAUAUUUGACCAUGCGGAGCUGCUGGGCAUUAAACAGGUGUAUUACGAGUGCCUGGGCUUGGGCGACCCCCUGACCUUGAAGUCGGCGCGGGCCCAGCGCCUCUACUCCCACCUCCGCCACCCGGUCUGCCUGGAGCUGGCCGUGGUCCUCUGGCUCCACCCGGCCUUCCCCCUGGACCGGCUCCUGCUGGCGGGCUACCUGACCAGCUACCUGGUCCUGGCCCACUCCCUGGACACCCAGGACUGUGCUUACCUCAGCGUGCAGCUGAGGAGCAAGAUGCAGGUCUUCUCCUUACCACCGAGUGGCAGCGUGGAGGCUUCCGGGACCCCAACCAACAACAAUAACAACAACAACAACAAUCACAAACAAGAUUGAAUAUUGUGUUGAUCAGAGAUGUAUGAAUUAGAAGUGGAAGUACUGUUACAGAUGUAAUGACAGACCGCUUUUCAGCUAUCCACAAACGCGCUCCUAUUUCUACUGCACCUCUGCGAUUGAUUUUUAUGAUAUGAUAUGGGCAUGUUGUGGGAGAGUUGAUGGCGCUACUGAAUUUAGUUUUCUGAUGACACACAAAGAAAUAGCGUACUGAUGUUUACAGAUAGACUUGAACAAAGUAAUGAAUGAAUGAUGUACUUGUAUUAUUUGUGCACAGUUACUCUGAAUGGCAUAAAGGAUGACUGGUAUUCAAGACAUUGUGGGAUGUGGAUACAGUAUGCAUUUGCUUUUUUGCAUUUUCAAAAAGCAAGAUAUUCUGUGUACAAGUUGUCACUGGUUUUAUUAAGUAUUUGAAUCUAUUUAUGCUCUUUGUGCCAGUAGUAAAGCUGUUUGUAGGUGAAUGCCACUAAAUGCUACAAUGGCCAGACAGUUUAAGCUCUCACAAACAGUAUGUUGUUUCUUGCUUGAUUUUUAUCAGUGUCAUGUAAUGUAUUAUCGCCUGUAGGUUAUCUGCAGUAUUGGAAUCCAUUAGAAUAUUAUGUAGAAGUAUCUGUAAUGAAUUAGAUUAUAUUAGAGUUUAUUUUGAUGACUAUUUUUGUGACCAAUAUUGCCAGUGGAGUGUGUGUGUGUGUGUGUGUGUGUGUGUGUGUGUGUGUGUGUGUGUGUGUGUGUGUGUGUGUGUGUGUGUGUGUGUGUGUGUGUGUGUGUGAGAGAGAGAAAGAGAGAAAGAGAGAAAUCUUGAAAUGCAGAGUUAUAUGCUGAAUACAUGCUGAAUGCAGUUCAUUCUUCUGAUGAUGCCAGUCUAGUCUUACAUGUGCUAAGCUGGGUAGUGGUACACUUUUGCCAAUGACAAUCAUGCAGAACACUGGAAAGGG
Messenger RNA from Engraulis encrasicolus (European anchovy), 2018 nucleotides. RefSeq names its product nurim (gene nrm). The transcript is spliced from 4 exons. The coding region runs from base 1 to 1086 and encodes 361 amino acids. NCBI's taxonomy places the organism in Eukaryota, Metazoa, Chordata, Actinopteri, Clupeiformes, Engraulidae. The record is from RefSeq and is a predicted model, not a curated record. Gene Ontology annotation, cellular component: nuclear membrane.